Molecule: messenger RNA, 3690 nt
Organism: Trichoderma reesei QM6a
Lineage: Eukaryota; Fungi; Ascomycota; Sordariomycetes; Hypocreales; Hypocreaceae
Exons: 12
Coding region: 1-3690 (1229 amino acids)
Biological process (GO): nucleobase transport; transmembrane transport; DNA-templated transcription
Cellular component (GO): plasma membrane
Molecular function (GO): nucleobase transmembrane transporter activity; DNA binding; zinc ion binding
Source: RefSeq, a predicted model, not a curated record
AUGGGAUUAGGCAAACUCAUUGAGCGCGCAAGGCUGCCUUGUGUCUCGCAAUGGAUCAAUGAGGACAUCCGACCCAUAGAGUCGGCCAGGCGAACAUGGACGUUCUGGACUUUUCACAAUUUCUGGUUGCUGAUCAACUGCAACAUCGCGACCUUCCUAACUGGAAGUGCGCUGAUACCGCUGGGCCUUAACUGGUGGCAAGCCAUCAUUGCAAUCGUGGUGGGAAACAUCAUAGCCGCCACGGCGAUUGUGAUUAGCUCGUUUGCGGGUGCCUACUAUCACAUUGGCUUUCCCGUCUAUAGUCGUGCUGUAUGGGGCAUGUGGGGAUCCCAGUUUGCCGUCUGGAACCGCAUAUUUUUGUCUCUUGUCGUCGUUCAUAGGUACGGUUUCCAGACAUGGGUUGGCGGCCAGUGUUUCGAGCUCAUCCUGCUGUCGUGGGAUCCCAAGUAUGCAUCCCGGAUUCCCAACCACAUGCCCGAAAGCACGGGCAUGACAACAGCAGAGUUCGUAUCGUACAUCAUCUUCUUCGUCAUCAGUCUGCCGUUCCUGUGGAUCCAGCCUCAUCGUCUGCAGAAGCUGUUCCUAUUCUCCAGCGUCGUGACCAUCGUCUUCUUCGUGGUCGUCCUCAUCUGGGCACUGGCAACCAUGGGCGAGGGAGGCUUUGGUAGCACCAUGGACUCGUCUACCUCCAUCCCGAAGACGGGCGGGCCAGCAAGUGUUGCCUGGCUGAUGGUGUAUGGGGUCGUUUGCACCAUUGGGGCGAUUGCGGCCGGCAUCUUGAACCAGAACGACUUUGCGCGUCUGGCACGGAAGCCAAUGGACGCCGUUUGGGGCCAGCUUAUCCCGUAUGGCGUAUACAGCAUCCUCACGUCCGUCAUCGGGAUCCUGGUCGUCUCCGCGACCCAGAAGCGGUUUGGUGGCGAGGCCGUCUGGAACCCGCCAACCAUCUUUGUUCGCCUGCUGGAACAGGACGACAGCCCCGGGACGCGGGCGGCCGUCUUCUUUGCCGGCGUCGCCCUGUGCAUCUCUCAGAUUGGCAGUAAUGUGCCCGGCAAUGCGCUGGCGGGCGGCAUAGACCUGUCGUCCGUGUUCCCGCGGUACAUCAACAUCCGCAGAGGAGCCUACAUCACGGCCCUGCUCAGCCCGAUUGUCAACCCCUGGCAGCUGGUGGGCACGGCGACGACGUUUCUGUCCGUCUUGUCGAGCUACAGCGUCUUUCUCGCGCCGAUGACGGGCAUGAUGUUUGCCAGCUAUGUCGUGGUGAACAGACGCAAGAUUAAGGUCGACGACUUGUACCAGGGCCACGGCGGCAGCAUAUACUGGUACACACAUGGCGUCAACUUCCGCGCGCCGGUUGCGUGGGCGGUGGGAGUUGCGCCGUGUUUGCCCGGCUUUAUCGGGGCGGUGAAUGGAUCCGUGAUGCUUCCCGAGGGCAUGACGAAGCUCUUUUACCUCAAUUACCUGUACGGAUUUCUGUCGAGCGCCGGCGUCUACAUUCUUCUUCACUGGAUCUUUCCGGCCAGAAACGUCGACAGGUUCGUCAGGACGUCGCCGAGCGCAGCGGAAGUGCAGCAGUUCUACUCGGACCGCUGGGAGCUGCCGGACCCUAUCGGCGAACCGGGCAGCCCCAAGCCCCGUGCCGGUCACGUUACUGGCGCGCAGGGCUGCUAUUGGCGGCAUCUGGCGAUGGCCUCCCACACGCACCGUCGCUCGUUCCCCGCCGUCGGCCAACUUGGAUCAAUGACGAGCUGCCCUUCUGCUAAAACUGUGGUUGCAGGUCUCUUCUGUAAGAACAGGGGUCUGGUCUGCAAAUCUACAUCGACUCCUGAUGAGGUACCCCCUCAGCACGAGAGUGCCGGCGAAAGUGUCGCUGGCAAUGCCGCCUCCGACGCCGAGCUUGUCAAUUCCCCGGCCAUGGGCUCUUCGCCGAGCGUUACACGCCGCAGUGUCUCGCAUUCCAGCCCUGCAGACACGAUUCAGUCGUCUGCGGGCCUCAGUGCUGCUGGAGAUGCAAGUGUAAGCCAGCAGCCAUCUGUGCCCUCGGCCAUGGUACACCAGGGGUUGGUUCGCCAGUCAGGGCCGCCUGCGGAUGGCCUGGUCCAAUCCCCAUAUGACGCCUCUCCCCCGGUCCCUGUGGCAGCAAACCUCCCUCUACAUACGCUCGAGGACAACUUCAACAGGACUGCGCACUCUAUGGGCCCGUCGGCCGAGCAGGACACGUAUCUCUUAGAUGCCUUUAGGUGUCUCAUAAUCAGCGAAAAGGACGAGAUCGAUGCCAACAUCAUCCAGGUGUAUCAUGGUGGCCAGUCGGCGGACGAUCGUCCAGUUCACUUCUUGCUCCUGGAAAAUGAGAAUCCCGAGUUUACCAAUGAGGCAAAGCAAGCUGCCUCAGACGGAACAGAGAGGCUUGUAUGGCCUUAUGGUGAACGCUUGAUACGGUUAUACUUCAAGCACGUCCAUCCCAUAUACCCCGUCGUCACCAAGGCGCGAUUCCUUCGCCAAUACAAGGCCAACAGGAUGAGGAUCCCCGCCUCGUUACGCGGCGCCAUCUACGGCCUGGCAUGCGUUUUCUGGGACCGUGACUCAACCGUUACAGAGCCAUGCCCCUUCCAGCAGCAUCAAUGCAUCGACCACGCCCACGAGGCUUUGAGGCGCGAGCAUGAGAAUCCCAAUCUCUUCAGCCUUCAGGCGGGUCUUCUGCUCCAUCACAUCACGCCUCCUGAAAUCGACAGCGUUGAGACACCAAGCAUGUGGACCAUGACGGCGCAAACCACUGCCUGUGCCCAGACGAUGGGCCUCCAUCAAGAUCCCACCCGCUGGAGUAUUGAGCCAUGGGAAAAGAGGGUUAGGAAGAAGCUGUGGUGGGCAGUAUACGCUUCGGAUUGCUGGUCUGCAAUCUGCCACGGGAACCCUACCCAUAUCAGCCCAGAUUCGUUCAGCACCAUCCCACCAGACAUGGACGACAUUCGGGAUGAUGAGACUGUGCCUGAAGACUUGCGAUACCUGGUCGAGCCCGAGGAUGCCAUCUUUCAGGCUUCGGUGGGAGCUCGAUUCCUGCACUACAUCAAUCUGACCAUUGUCUUGAGAGAGGUGUUAGAUUGCACCUUUCAGGUUCGACCUAACCCGUCAACCCUCAUCAAUAGGGCAACCCAGCUAGUGAUUCUGAGAGAGAAGUUCAUAGACUGGCAUGGCCUUCUUCCGCAAUGCCUUACCGUCGAUUCCGAAAGAGGCCAAGACGGGAUCAGCAACUGCCCCCUGCAUCUCACCUAUUACGCGAGCCAGGCACUCCUGUACAGAGGAUUGAUGUAUCCUGCUACCAGAGAGGCCAAAGCCGAUCCCGAGUCAAGCCUUCGCAAGUGGUUUGUUCCAGCUCUUGGCGAGUUUCAAAGCUUUGUGUGCUUCUUUGAUUCCAUUACUGAGGAAGAUCUGCGUGGCUUUUGGUGUCGUCGUAGGUCUUGCUCCUCUUCUUCUUCCUUUUGUCUCGAUCACAUUGAGGCUGCAUAUCAACUCUUGCAAGAGUUCCACCACUCUCUGAAGCGACUUGGGGAAACCACUUAUACCCCUGGACGGCUUCUUCUCCGGCCUGUCAGGCUCAGGUUGGAUUCCUUCUUUCGACAGGCGGCCACGAUUUUGCGAGGGAGCGAGGCGCCCGUUCUAUCGCAUAUAAACGGAACAGGCCAGACGCUGUGA